AUGGCCACCAAAGGCUCGAUGGAAGCGUUCGACACCGCCAACCCCAGCGAGUGGGAAAGCUACGCCGACUGUGUCGCGUUCUUCCUGGACGCCAACGACGUCACGGACGCCAGCAAGAAGCGCUUGCUGUUCUUCAGCGUGUGUGGUCCGCGGACCUUCCAGCUUGCCCAGUCCUUGCUGGCCCCUGCGAAGCUGAGCGAUACGCCUUUCGACGACAUCAUGGCCGCACUGGGGAACCACUUCGCAACCCAGCCCACACAGCUCGCUCGCCGCCUGGCCUUCCUCCUACGGGACCAGGAGCCCGGUGAGUCCGUCACCUCGUACCUCUGCCAGACUUCCCGGUUCUGCACCUUCCCGGACCUCGACGGCACGCUGCGAGACUGGUUUGUCUUUGGCCUCCGAAGAGAGAAGGUGCGUUGCCGGCUUGUCGCCAAGAAGGAUGUCUCCCGGACGGCAGCCAUUGAGGAAGCCACAGCAGCAGAGGCCUCAACGGCUGAUAAAUGCGUCAGCAGUUGCUUUGGUCAUCCGUUCCAAGGCGGGUUCGUGGGCGCCUGGACGUUUUCCUUGCAAGCGGACCCGGUCAUGAGCUCCGGGGGCCGGGCCGGGCCGGGCGUUGCCUCCCUGCGCCACGUCUGCUGGCCCCGCAUCGAGAGCAAGAGCCGCCUGGACGCAGCGCAGGGUCUGUCUUUCCACCGGUGGUGUGCCCUGGUCCAAGCCUCCCUGGUGGCAGUGCCCGCCCUGAACUCCACUGCUGGGACCAAUCCUCUGCACGAUUACUCAGAAGUAAAUCCCACUGAGUGCUCAGGGGUUUCUUCCAAGGUGGCACACGGACUCCUGUGGGAAGCCCCCUCGGAGUCCAUGCCGCUUGCCUUCUAUGAAGACUGGGCGGGUGUCAUUCGUUCGUUCUCCUUGCAGGCAUCGGAAGACUGCUGGAGUGCCCACCCCGGAGCUACAGGACCCUCCGGCAAAGCCUUCCUGAGUCCCGCAUGGCUGGAUGUCAGUGGCUACCAAAGCAAAACCUGGAAGGUCAUCCUCUGCCACCUCCUAUCCCUGCUCACCUUGGGCAGCCUCCUGGUCAUCUUUCAUUGGAAGCCGCAUCUCAAAGUCCGAGCGCGAUGCAGUCGCUGCCCCCUGCGCCAGGCUGACUGGGUGGUCAUUACAGACCAGUUUGGCCAGUACUUCACCGCACGGGUGCAAACAGAACAAGUCGAAGGAGGCAGUCUCUCCCUCUGUCCUGCUGCUGGGAAGAGCAGCGUUGCUGUGGGGGUGGCCGAGGACCCUGAUGCCAGAGACACCAUACGGCUUCAUCAGGAGGAGGAGGAAGAGGAGAAGGAUGCCAUCCGCUUCUACCUCUUCGAAGGGCUGCGCUACAUCUGGAUUGAAAAAUGGGAAGCAUUCUGCCGAGUCAGCAAGUUAGAUGAAAACAGGACUUUUGCAGCCAUCCAUUCAUCCCGCUGCGGGCUGAGCGCCAAGGAACGGAGCACCAGGAGAAAAGUUUAUGGACCAAACCUGAUAGACGUAGCAGUCAAAUCUUAUCUCAGCCUGCUGAUAGCGGAGGUCUUGAAUCCAUUCUACAUCUUCCAAGUCUUCAGUAUGUCCUUGUGGAUCUGCGAGAGUUACUACUAUUAUGCUGCCUGCAUCUUUGUCAUAUCUGCUGUCUCAAUCGGAAUCUCUCUUUACGAGACCAGGAAGCAAAGUGAAACCCUGCAGAGCAUGGUGAAGAUGUCGAUCAGUGUGAGAGUCUGCACAGCCAACGGAGAGGAAACAACCAUGAACUCCAGUGAUCUUGUGCCGGGCGACUGCAUCGUGGUGCCUGCAGAUGGGAUGUUUGUUCCUUGUGACGUGGCACUGCUGAGUGGAGAAUGCAUGGUUAACGAAAGCCUGCUGACAGGAGAAAGCACCCCAGUGAUGAAGACCCCUUUGCCAGAAGGCCUGCUGGCCGCCAGCACCAUCUAUUCCCCGGAGGAGCAUAGGCGGCACACGCUCUUCUGUGGGACGCAGGUCCUCCAGGCCAGGUCCUAUGUGGGUGCCGAUGUCCUGGCCGUUGUGACUCGUACAGGCUUCUGCACAGCCAAAGGAGACCUCAUCAGUUCCAUCCUCUACCCCAAGCCUGUGAACUUUAAAUUUUAUAAGGAUGCAGUGAAGUUUGUCCUCUUCCUUGCAGUCCUGGCUGCCCUUGGGACCGCCUACAGCAUCUUCAUCUUAAUUCGAAAUCGGGUUCCUGCUUGGCAAAUUGUGCUCCGUGGCCUGGAUAUUGUGACGGUGGUUGUGCCCCCAGCCCUGCCUGCUGCAAUGACCGUGGGCACCAUUUAUGCCCAGAACCGGCUGAAGAAACACGGGAUCUUCUGCAUCAGCCCGCCCCAGAUCAACCUCUGUGGGAAGCUUCGCCUGAUCUGCUUUGACAAGACUGGAACCCUCACAGAGGAGGGCCUGGAUAUCUGGGGCGUCGUUCCCCGGGAGAACAGGUCUUUUCUGCCGAUUGUUCAUGAGGUGCGCUGCGUGGGUGACGGCCCGUUGCUCCGCUGCCUGGUGACCUGCCACACAGUCUCUCUGCUCAGAGAUCAGCCCGUUGGAGACCCUGUGGACCUCAAGAUGCUGGAAUCCACUGGAUGGACCCAGGAGACAGUGGAGGGAGCGGAGGCGGAGGCCCAGGUGCUUCAGCUUUUCGGGUCCAAGGCCCUGGUUGUGAUGAAGCCGCCGCCCCUGGCGGAUCAGCCUUCCAAUGCACAUAUGGCCCCCGUUGCAGUUCUCCGCCGCUUCCCAUUUGCCUCGUCCCUGCAGAGAAUGAGCGUUUUGGUGAAGCUACCUGGUGGCAGCCCCUCAGAGGCAUACAUGAAGGGGGCUCCAGAAAUGGUGGCCAGCCGUUGCAAGCAAGAGUCAGUUCCUGUGGACUUCUGUGAAAUGUUGCGUCAUUACACCAGCAACGGUUUCCGCGUGUUGGGGCUUUCCUACAAACCCUUGACUGCUAUCAGGACCUUUGAAGAAGCCCAGGCGGUGCCGAGGGACUCUGUGGAGGGUGGGAUGCUCUUCCUGGGCUUCCUCAUGAUGAAAAACGUCCUCAAGCCUGAAACUGCCCCAGUGAUCCACUUGCUACACAACGCGGAGAUCCGGACUGUCAUGGUCACAGGGGACAACAUGCUCACCGCGGUGAACGUGGCCAAGAGCUGCCGGAUGGUGGAGGCAGGAGAGCAGGUGGUCUUUGUGAAUGCCGUACCGCCCAGUGAUGGUCAGCCAUCUGCCCUCAAAUUUGUCCCGGCUGAGCCUCCCCCACAGCAACUGGAGGGUUCGUACCAGCAGGAGAGCUACUUCCUGGAGCGGCAUCCUUCUCACUUUGCCUUGAAUGGAAAAUCCUUUGCUGUGGUGUGUGAGCACUUCCCUGACCUCCUGCCAAAGAUACUGGUGCGAGCCACAAUUUUUGCCCGGAUGUCACCUGACCAGAAAACUCUCCUGAUUCGCUGUCUGCAAGACCUGAGCUACUGCGUGGGCAUGUGUGGGGACGGUGCCAAUGACUGUGGGGCCCUGAAGGCAGCCGACGUGGGGAUCUCGCUGUCGGAAGCAGAGGCUUCUGUGGCCUCGCCUUUCACAUCCAAAAUUGCCAGCAUCGAGAGUGUGCCCAUUGUCAUACGGGAGGGCCGAUGCUCUCUGGUCACCUCCUUUGUGGUCUUCAAAUACAUGGCCCUCUACAGCCUGGUGCAGUUUGUCUCCGUGCUCCUGCUCUAUACGAUUAACACCAACCUCAGUGACCUGCAGUUCUUCUUCUUCGACCUGGUGAUUACUACCACCGUGGCCGCUCUGAUGGGCAAGACGGCGCCAGCCCAGGAGCUGGGCCCCGAGCGCCCGCAAGGCACUCUGAUGAACCCCGUCGUCCUGGGCAGCCUCCUCCUCCAGACGGGGCUCUUCAUCGCCAUCCAGGUGGUGUGCUACUUCAUCACGGUCUCUCAGAGAUGGUACGUCCCAUUGAACAGCACCGUGACGGCCCCCGAGAACCUCCCCAAUUACGAAAACACAGUUGUGUUCUGCAUCUCUGGGUUCCAGUACCUCACCCUGGCCGUGGCCAUGUCCAAGGGCUACCCUUUCAGGAAACCGCUAUACAGCAACGUGUUCUUUUUCAUCGCCCUCCUUGUCCUGUUUGGCCUCAUGGUCUGGUUAACCCUUUACCCGCUGGGCUUCAUGAACCUGCUAUCUCUGAAGGGCAUCGCGGACAUGAAUUUCAAGCUGGCACUGCUCGGCCUGGCCACACUCCACUUCUUCAUGGCCUUUGUGUUGGAGACCUUUUUAGACCACGGCUUGUUGGGGGGCUUACGGAGGCUGCGCCGCAAGAAGGCCUCCAAGAAGAUCUUCAAGAGGCUGGAGAAUGAGCUCCGCCAGCAGCAGCCUUUGUGGCCCCCGCUCUAUGAGCCUCUCUUUGCCCCCGCGACCAGCUCCAUCGUUGCCAGGUGA
Euleptes europaea (tarantolino) is the source of this 4440-nucleotide messenger RNA. It is a transcript of the gene ATP13A2, whose product is annotated as ATPase cation transporting 13A2. The transcript has 34 exons. The record is from RefSeq and is a predicted model, not a curated record. Bases 1 to 4440 code for a protein of 1479 amino acids. Gene Ontology annotation, biological process: regulation of mitochondrion organization; autophagosome-lysosome fusion; regulation of autophagosome size. NCBI's taxonomy places the organism in Eukaryota, Metazoa, Chordata, Lepidosauria, Squamata, Sphaerodactylidae. Gene Ontology annotation, molecular function: ATP hydrolysis activity; ATP binding; P-type ion transporter activity. Gene Ontology annotation, cellular component: membrane.